This is a messenger RNA of Homo sapiens (human), 4499 nucleotides long. It is a transcript of the gene RPL7L1, whose product is annotated as ribosomal protein L7 like 1. NCBI's taxonomy places the organism in Eukaryota, Metazoa, Chordata, Mammalia, Primates, Hominidae. The transcript is spliced from 6 exons. Gene Ontology annotation, cellular component: nucleolus. Bases 296 to 1063 code for a protein of 255 amino acids. The record is from RefSeq and is marked validated. Gene Ontology annotation, molecular function: RNA binding.
GUAGCUAGGAGCGGACGCCAUAGGUGCAUUGUGGGAAGCACUUUGCUGUCCACAGCCAGGCCGCUUGUGAUGAAACUGUAACUUACAAGAAAAGGGCUGGGUUUUGAAAAUAACACAGGCUCUAAAAACCCUAAGAAGCGGUGCAACUUUUGGCAGGAAUCGGGGUUAGCGGGACCUCAAGGGCUCACUGCGGCUAAGUGAACGCUGACUGGUCCUCCAGCGUGAGCUAGAACAGACGUCUCUAUGGUCAAGUAAACAGAGCGUGUGCUGUCUUCCCCAUGUGGUGGGGUUGCGCAUGAUCAGUAGCUGCACCACUAGAAAGAUGGCGGAGCAAGAGCAAAGAAAAAUCCCUUUGGUUCCAGAAAAUCUCCUGAAAAAGAGGAAGGCUUAUCAAGCCCUCAAAGCCACCCAGGCAAAGCAGGCACUUUUGGCAAAGAAGGAGCAGAAGAAAGGAAAAGGGCUCAGGUUUAAGCGACUGGAAUCAUUCCUACAUGAUUCCUGGCGGCAGAAACGUGACAAGGUGCGUCUCAGACGACUAGAAGUGAAACCUCAUGCCUUGGAAUUGCCAGAUAAACAUUCCUUGGCCUUUGUUGUACGCAUCGAAAGGAUUGACGGCGUGAGUUUACUGGUGCAGAGAACCAUUGCAAGACUUCGCCUAAAGAAAAUUUUUAGUGGUGUCUUUGUAAAAGUCACCCCCCAGAAUCUAAAAAUGCUGCGUAUAGUGGAACCUUAUGUGACCUGGGGAUUUCCAAAUCUGAAGUCUGUCCGAGAACUCAUUUUGAAACGUGGACAAGCCAAGGUCAAGAAUAAGACCAUCCCUCUGACAGACAAUACAGUGAUUGAGGAGCACCUGGGGAAGUUUGGCGUCAUUUGCUUGGAAGACCUCAUUCAUGAAAUUGCCUUCCCAGGGAAGCAUUUCCAGGAGAUCUCAUGGUUCUUGUGCCCUUUCCACCUCUCAGUGGCCCGUCAUGCUACCAAAAAUAGAGUGGGCUUCCUCAAGGAGAUGGGCACACCUGGCUAUCGGGGUGAACGCAUCAAUCAGCUCAUCCGUCAGCUGAACUAGACCCAGGUGAGGCAGGGCUGAAAACUGCCCUUGGGCUGACUUUUGAUAGGCCAUGCCUUGCCACUUUACAAGUUCUUUUUGCAUUUACUAGUAUUUAAGAGUAACCUUGAGAUUGGGAGGAAUAGAGGAGGCUGGUACAAAUAGAUGGAGACCUGCUGGGAUCAGUGAAUGCCUGAUUAGGACAUGGGGCUAUGCAUAGCCUAAGAGUUAUAGGCUUAAAGAUGUCGAGUAACUAAAAACUGUAUUGCUGGCCGGGCGCGGUGGCUCACGCCUGUAAUCCCAGCACUUUGGGAGGCCAAGGCGGGCAGACCAUGAGGUCAGGAGAUUGAGACCAUCCUGGCCAACAUGGUGAAACCCUGUCUCUACUAAAAAUACAAAAAUGAGCUGGGUGUGGUGGCGCGUGCCUGUAGUCCCAGCUACUCGAGAGGCUAAGGCAGGAAAAUCGCUUGAACCCAGGAGGCAGAGAUUGCAGUGAGCCAAGAUUGCACCAGUGCACUCCAGCUGGGCGACAGAGCGAGACUCCAUCUCGGAAAAAAAAAAAAAAAAACUAUUGCUGCAGUCAUUCAGAUGGAAAUGAGGAAAGAAUAAUAUUAAUAACUGAUUUCAAAAAGGACUUGAAGAUGUGAAUCAUCUAUUUUGCUGAAGAAAUCUUAACUCUUUGAAAUUACUUUUUAUUGCUGUUGUCAUACUCUUAGGUGCCAAACUGCGGUAAAUUUUUUAUCAGUGAAGUGGAAGCAUGUGUUUUGUUUUGGAAAUUUUUAUCAAGUAUCUUCAGAGAAGAUUAUUUCCUGCUUUAUCUUCAGAAACUGGAAAGGGUCAAAGAAAAGACAGUAGCUGGCCGGUCGUGGUGGCUCAUGCCUGUAAUCCCAACACUUAGGGAGGCUGAGGUGGGCAGAUCACCUGAGGUUGGGAGUUCGAGACCAGCCUGACCAACAUGGAGAAAUGCCAUCUCUACUAAAAAUACAAAAAUUAGCCGGGCAUGGUGGCACGUGCCUGUAAUCCCAGCUACUCAGGAGGCUGAGGCAGGAGAAUCGCUUGAACCUGGGAGGUGGAAGUUGCAGUGAGCUGAGAUCACGCCAUUGCACUCCAGCCUGGGCAACAAGCGAAACUCUGUCUCAAAAAAAAAGAAAAGACAGUAGCAUAUGUUCAUGUCAAGCACCUCUCAUCACAGUCGAGUUCCAAGGAAAAAUUCCAGUGUUUUCUGCAUUGGGUGCUGUGUCAUCUGAAAUCGGCACAUUCCAUGGAGGAAGGAGUCCUGCUUUGUUGCAUGUAUCCUAGGGUUUAAUGUUGGUAAAUGAGUCACUCUAGCAUUUGUAGAAGGCUCCCUGAGACUCCUGCAGCAGUCGACCAAGCCCAAGGACAUAAUUGAAUCUGGAGAGUCCUGGGGCCUUGUUUUGAAAAAGACUUGAAAUACACAUAGGAAGAAAGGCAUAAAAAUAAAUGUUCACUUGUCUCUGCUGUGAGUAUGUGUUCCAACUUUUCAGUGAUGGCUUUGAGAAUUCUCAAACUUGACUGGCUCUAAGUGUAUCUGGUGGCUUUUGUAUCGUAACCUGAAACUGGCUUAGUACUUUUUCCUAAAAGCUCAGGAUUUGAGAAUGAGGACCCCUUCGCCAGGAAAACAUGUAUACACUCAAAAUUUUGCUUGCAGUUCUAGGGUGUUUAGACCCUUCUCAGAUACCUGUGCAUCUUAUGGGUUUUGUUUUUCUCUUUGAGACAGUCUCACCCUGUUGCCCAGGCUGGAGCGCAGUGGCAUGAUCUCAGCUCAUUGCAGCCUCCACCUCCUGGGUUCAAGUGAUUCUGCCUCAGCCCCUUGAUCAGCUGGGAUUACAUGCAUGUACCACCACACCCAGCUAAUUCUUGUAUUUUUAGUAGAGAUGGAGACAGAGUUUCACCAUGUAGGCCAGGCUAGUCUCAAACUCCUGACCUCAAGUGAUCCACAAGCCUGGGCCUCCCAAAGUGCUGGGAUUACAGGCAUGAGCAACUGCGCCCAGCUCUUGUGUACCUUAUGUGAGGAAGUCCUGCUCAAUCAGGAUCGGUCACGCAGGCCCUGAUCUUGCUACUCUGGUUCCAUGUCCUAUGGAAGACCAAAGUUUACCAAGAUAGAUUUUUCCCUUCAUAGUGGCAGAUAGUGUUAACCCCUGCACCAUCUGUAACUCAGAAAUCCCCACCAUUUCUUCCCCUGGGCUUCAGAAUAGAAUUGCCUGGUUUCUCUGAUGAUCAGCAUGGUUCCUUAAAACCCAAAUCAGCAAGGAAUGAACAAUUUUGUUUGGCAUGGAUGAAAUUAGCACUGUUUGGCUCGUUAGGCCCCAGGCAGGCAGGCACCUUAAUUUUUUCCUUGCAUAUUCUAGUCUUCAGAAGCAUUGCCUUUUGUCCUACUGGUAGUGACAUAGACCAAUAACAGGGCAUCUGGGGAUUUUAAUCCUGAAAACAGUGAGUCUGAUACUGCUUGUGUUUUUCAUCAGUGUCCACCCCAAGUGGGUCUUCCUGCUAUUCUCUUCACUUAGUUGCCCCUCACUUGCCAUCUGAGCAAUUGGCAAGGAUGUGCCAGGCCUAGGUUAAACUUGGAAACAUGCUUGACCAUUCUAUUCCCUGGUCCUUUAAGAUCAGUUUGGCUGCAAUUUUGGCUCCUUGGACCCUCAAGCAUAGCUGGUAAAUCAAGUUAGAGAUGUAACUGCCUUAAAACAUGCCAGCUUAGGCUGGGCACGGUGGCUCACACCUGUAAUCUCAACACUUCAGGAGGCUGAGGCAGGCAGAUCACUUGAGGUCAGGAGUUCGAGACCAGCCUGACCAACAUGGAGAAAUUCUGUCCCUACUGAAAAUACAAAAUUAGCCGGAUGUGGUGGUGCAUGCCUGUAAUCCCAGCUACUUGGGAGGCUGAGGCAAGAGAAUUGCUUGAACCCAGGGAGGCAGAGGUUGCAGUGAGCCGAGAUCACACCAUUGCACUCCACCUUGGGCAACAAAAGCAAAACUCUGUCUCAAAAAAAAAAAAAAAAAAAGUGCCAGCGUAUGAGGUAAUUAGAUUGGUUCUCUCCAGAGGUAACCUGCCAAGAAGAGAUGCUAUAGAUGUUACUCCUAUACUGUAAAACAUUGUGAAAUCAGAUUACUUUAAAAUGAUGUAUUACAAAGUUAUGCAAAAAAGCAGUUGUGACUAUGGAAGCCCAAGGCUUAUAUCCCAGCUCUGUCUUACACUAAAUAUGGGUACAGUGUUUCCACUCUGUCCAUAAAAUGGGAGCUAAUAUUCUCCAACCUGUGUGCCUGACAUGAUGGUUAAAGGGAUUAAACAAAACAAUAGUUUGUAAUUUAUUCUGUCAGAGCAAACUGCUGGUAAAUAAAAGGGACUAAGUUGACGAAAAAUAAAUUUUAAAAAACCUAAUAAAACAAGUUUGUAAUUUAUAAUUGUAUACAAAUAAAAGAUGUUACAAAAAUUGCGCACUUA